UAUAAUCUUCACAAAAUGGCGGGUGUUCACAAAGAGGUCUUGAGAGCUGGGAGCGGUCCUACACCCCAAAAGGGCGCGACAAUAACUGUACAUUGUACUGGAUCUUUAAAUACAAAUCCACCCAAAAAGUUUUGGAGUACAAAGGAUCCAGGUCAGAAACCAUUCACAUUCCAAGUUGGAUUGGGGAAAGUGAUCCAAGGUUGGGAUGAAGGAUGCAUGACAAUGAGUAAAGGUGAAAUAGCCAAGCUCACUAUCCCAGCUGCAAAGGGUUAUGGAUCACGUGGUUUUCCAGCUUGGGGAAUUCCUGCAAAUGCUGAUCUCCUGUUUGAAAUAGAGAUUCUGUCCAUAAACUAAACAGACGAGCAGUCUGUCAUCCUUAGAUUAAUCCAUUAAUUGAUGUAUUGGCAACUUGUAAUGAAGUAGAAGUAGAUGUAGGUAGCAUAAGAGUGUCACGUGAAAGCUCUGCAAACAUUGUAAUACUAAGAACACUUACAUUUUUUGUUACAAAUUUUCAUUAUAAAUAAAUCAAUAUGUGAUGCUCAGAGAGCAACACCUAUUAAAGUUGA
Orbicella faveolata is the source of this 566-nucleotide messenger RNA. RefSeq lists its product as uncharacterized. Gene Ontology annotation, molecular function: peptidyl-prolyl cis-trans isomerase activity. NCBI's taxonomy places the organism in Eukaryota, Metazoa, Cnidaria, Anthozoa, Scleractinia, Merulinidae. The record is from RefSeq and is a predicted model, not a curated record. Gene Ontology annotation, cellular component: cytoplasm.